Lottia gigantea (owl limpet) is the source of this 1197-nucleotide messenger RNA. RefSeq lists its product as hypothetical. NCBI's taxonomy places the organism in Eukaryota, Metazoa, Mollusca, Gastropoda, Lottiidae. The record is from RefSeq and is a predicted model, not a curated record. The transcript has 2 exons. The coding region runs from base 1 to 1197 and encodes 398 amino acids.
AUGGCAAACAAGUUUGGAUUAGGGUCUUUACCUCUAGAAUCUAAAAAUCCCAUGAGUUCUACGGCGUUUAUAAACAAAGCGAAACCUUCUUUCGUGGAUCAAAUCGGAGACACCUUGCAAGGAGAUAUCGAUAUGAACAAUUUCAAAAUAACUAAUUUAAAGUUUCCAGGAAACGAUAACGAUUCCGUGAACAAGAAAUAUUUACUGGAUCAAAUAAACGCAAUUCAAAUAGAUAAGGACCAUGUUGAAAAUAGACUAAAUGACUUGAAAAGAUUCAUCAGACGAAAUAUUAAAAAUCUUGUGGACGAACCCAAACUACAACAAGAGUUAACGAGUUUGAAACGUCUUAUUCAAGUGGAUAAAACAAGUCAGUUACAAAAUUUAAUAUCUAAAUUAGACGAUAAGAUUACGAAGGUAAAAAUAGACGUCCAACGUUUAAUAGACAACCCAAAUGUAAACGAGGGUAGAUUGAAACGAAAACUAACCGCUUUGGAAAGAAAACUUGGCGAAUUGCUAGCAGAACUAGACAAGACCGCGGACAAAACCGAGUUACAAAAUUCGAUAUCCAAUUUGAACGAAAAGAUCGCGAAGCAAAAAUCAGAUGUUCAAGAUAUAAUUAACACCCUUCCCAUUGACAAAGAUACGUUGAAACGACAAUUGACUGCUUUGGAUACUAAAAUCACGGACGAAUUAGAAAAAGAAGUGGGUGUGAUUAAAAACUUUCUUCAAAAUAAAUUUCGAGAUGAUAUGAAAAAUUAUAUUAAAGAACAGGUCAAUCUUUUGGUAUCUAGAAUUCAUGACGAUUUUUUGAGACAAGAGAAAAAGUUGAGCAAAUUAGAAGCUAUUGUCACGGACAAAUCGUAUUAUUUCAAUCUUCCAUUCGAAAGUGGAAAAUACACCUCGAUCGAUGUUCAUAAAAGUCAACAAGAAAGAGAGUUUAUAGUACAUUUAUCUUUUGCCGAAGGUUCCGACUCCAUCUUUGAAGGUGGUGGUUUUAUUUCUAGAGCCAAGAUAAACAUCGAAAAAGAAAAAAGAAAAUAUUCCUAUCAUCUUAACCAGGACCAUACGAAAGAAGAAAUGUCGUUAGUACGCGUAAAUGUUUUUACUUUUAAUACCCGCAAAUAUAAUAAUGCCAGGCCAAACAAGCACGCUAUAUACGAUAUCAUUUAUGGUUCCAUUUAUCGGAAAUUCACUUAA